This is a messenger RNA of Paramecium tetraurelia, 912 nucleotides long. RefSeq lists its product as uncharacterized. The record is from RefSeq and is a predicted model, not a curated record. NCBI's taxonomy places the organism in Eukaryota, Ciliophora, Oligohymenophorea, Peniculida, Parameciidae. Gene Ontology annotation, biological process: mitotic spindle organization; regulation of cytokinesis; protein phosphorylation. Gene Ontology annotation, cellular component: chromosome passenger complex; spindle microtubule; spindle pole centrosome. Gene Ontology annotation, molecular function: protein kinase activity; ATP binding. The transcript has 2 exons.
AUGUUGAACAAACCAAGAUCAAGAUUGCCCCCUCAACUAUUGAUUACUCCUAAAUAUGAUGAAAACCUUGUAAAUUGCAAAACCCAAGAGGAUACUGUUAAAGAAUAUAAAAGAAAUACAAGUUACCAAUAAAGAACUAGUUAGUAGAAGUAUAAUUUUCAGUUGUGCCAUUAAAUCGGGAAGGGAUAAUUCAGCAAAGUAAUGCUUGUCAAAAAUGCUGGCGCUUUUUAUGCUUUAAAGAUGAUUGACAAAAAGCUGAUCCAAAAGUACAAUAUUGCUUAAUAAGUCUAAAGAGAAAUUGACAUUUAAUCAUCAAUAUAGCACCCAAACAUAGUUAAAAUUUUCGGCAAUUUCCAAGACAAUGACUAUGUCUAUUUAAUAACUGAGUAUUGUGAAAAAGGAAAUUUGUUCUAAAAAUAAUUCUCCGAGGAAGAUAUAAAAAAAAUAACUAAGCAAAUUUUACUUGGAAUCCAAUACCUCCAUUCAAUGGGGAUCAUGCAUAGAGAUUUGAAGCCAGAGAAUAUCUACUUGACAUCAGAUAACAAAAUUAAGAUAGGAGACUUUGGCUUUUCUAAUUAUAAAGGCAGAAGAAAGACUUUCUGUGGCACUCCUGAGUAUAUGCCGCCAGAGAUUGUGAUUUCUCAGGCGAAUAAAACUUACUAUCAUGGGUAUGAUGAAAGAGUAGAUAUAUGGGCCGUAGGAAUAUUAUUAUUUGAGUUGUGCAAUGAUACAGUUCCUUUUAGAGAUAUUGAUCGAAAUAGGCAGUAAGAUAGGAUUUGCAGGGAGCCCAUCUAAUUCAAAGAGGGUUAAGAUUUAAAUCUCAUAGACUUUAUUUAAAAAUGUUUGUAAAAAGAUCCUAAUUAAAGGGCUGCAAUACAAGAAUUACUGCUACACCCAUACUUAUAAAUUUGA